This is a messenger RNA of Aspergillus brunneoviolaceus CBS 621.78, 1146 nucleotides long. RefSeq lists its product as uncharacterized. The record is from RefSeq and is a predicted model, not a curated record. The transcript is spliced from 2 exons. Bases 211 to 915 code for a protein of 234 amino acids. Lineage: Eukaryota; Fungi; Ascomycota; Eurotiomycetes; Eurotiales; Aspergillaceae.
CCUAAAUCAUGUCUUUCCGACGAAGUCAUCAUAUAUACACACACAAAGAUAUAUACGAUCUCCAACCAUCCUAGUCCGCCGGUAGCAGUUUCGUUCCUCCGUCUCACUCGAGCUCCUCACAUCUCGGAAAGGUCAUAUCAGCUUUGCCCUAACUUCUAAAUAGCCAUCGAAAGUCACACCUCGCAUUCAACACGAAAGAUUUCACACACAAUGUGCGUCACUGAAAUCGGUGUCAUGGGCGUCAAGCCUUGCCUCGACGUCAUGAACGACGACACUCCAGAGGGCCGGAUCUUGAGCAAGCUAUAUAACUAUGUUGUUGCCGCACCCGGGGGCCCACUUCGAGUAUAUUGGGGCCUCGAGGCUGAAGAUCCGUCCUACCUCUGGGCAUUCUUUGACUGGGACUCGCUGGAGGCCCACCAUAACUUUGCUAAGACACUGGGCCAAGAAGCUGUCAAGGAUCUGCCGAAGAUCUUGACGCGUGGCGGGUUCACCAAGCACAUUACCGCCACGCCCUCUCUGCCAGCCACCCUGCAGUCCGCCGUCACGCAGGUCAUCUUGGCGUACUUUGCGUCGGAUCGGCCACCCACUGUAGCAGACGCAGCCAUUGCGCAUUUCGAGAACUGGCGGGAGAAUGAGAUCGAAAACGUCUCGGGCAUUGAAGCUCUGAGCUACGGAUGGGGCAUGGAGAAGGACUUUCCAAUCAGGGGCGGCUCUCCAGACCAGAGAGCAUCGAUCUGCCUAUCCGUGUUUGGGUUCAUUGACAUUGCUGCGCAAAAAAGCUUCAGGGAGUCGUUGGCACUUGGGAAACUGCUGGGGUGGAUCCGGGGCAUGGAGGGAUGCGUCAAGCUGGAGGUUUUCUCAAUCUGUUUCCGGUCCACGAGUAGGGACAACGAGGGAGACUCCCGGGGAAUGUAAGAGUUUCUCGCAAGAUGGGUAUCACGUGUGAGAGCGCAAAUGCCAGUAAAGGCUACACAGUAUGAGUUCUUCCGGUUAGGCACAGCACGUUUGGUAGGUUGUAUCAGGUUCAUUAGUACGGUUCUGAGAGAGCGCUCUGGUUCGAAGGGGCCUAUUAAUCCAUUAGCCCAGUGGAGAGAUGUUGCAAAUAUCGGCCGGACAGGUUCUCAUAUAUCUCGUAGGGCUAGGUAC